CGCGGACGAAUUUAGAAAAUCUUUGCACAGAAAUAGACGAUUGCAGUCGAAAUGAAACCUUCGGCAUUUAUCAAGAAGAAGAAUGGUGUUGAAACCCCCAAAACAUGCCGAUGGUGCUUGGCGGCGUGUGACGAUUUAGAGCCCCUACCGAACGACGAAACCGGACAAUAUAAGCUUCAGAAACUCUUCGAUUGUACCGGUUUUCAGGCCGAUAUAUUACCUGGAGUUCCGACGUUUUUGUGCACGAAGUGCGAAUCGCGCUUGGAUAAGAUGUAUACGUUUCACUGGCGAUGCAACGAAAACAUUGCACUGGUCAAUGGAUUUACCGAAAAGCAAACCACAGUGAAGAACGAGGCAGACAUCAGUAAUAAUAAAAGCAUGAAAUCGAUAUAA
Messenger RNA from Anopheles cruzii, 393 nucleotides. RefSeq lists its product as uncharacterized. The transcript has 4 exons. Bases 52 to 393 code for a protein of 113 amino acids. Lineage: Eukaryota; Metazoa; Arthropoda; Insecta; Diptera; Culicidae. The record is from RefSeq and is a predicted model, not a curated record. Gene Ontology annotation, molecular function: zinc ion binding. Gene Ontology annotation, cellular component: nucleus.